Molecule: messenger RNA, 6482 nt
Organism: Notolabrus celidotus (New Zealand spotty)
Lineage: Eukaryota; Metazoa; Chordata; Actinopteri; Labriformes; Labridae
Product: protein KIAA0556
Exons: 28
Coding region: 191-5068 (1625 amino acids)
Source: RefSeq, a predicted model, not a curated record
AGCUAUCCUGGUUACCAACCAACACUACACAGUACUGGACACAUGAGAAAACAGAUCAAAACUCGUAAAUUACUGAUAAAAUGACUCAUGCAAUACGUCUGUGCAGCGAAGUAAUAAUGAAACUCAACAGAGAUUUCAAUGAUCACUCUGAGGAAUCCUUGUCCCUCUCUAAAAUCUCGGUUCGGAUUAUAUGAACAGCAUCAUCCGCAGGCACACAAUGGAUAACGAGGAGAGUCCGAUGUGCCAAGGAGGGAAACUUGCCUCUGCUGUAGAUGACACUCUGGAUGAAUAUUUAAUCGCCCUCCAGCACAAAAACAGGAUCCUAAAGCGCCUUAAAGUCAAAGACCCCAGGGAGAUUGAGUUGGAACAGCUUGAACAAGGUUUUUCUAUUUAUCUAAAUGGAGCCAAUGCUGAAGCCAGUAGGAAGCAGCCCAAGAGCUCCAACCACACGUCUGUGUCCUCCUCUCAUGCCAGAAGGCCUGCACGUACAGCAGAUGUCUGUAGAAGCGCCCACCAGCUAACUGAAGACAGCCGUAAUCUGGAGCAGACCAACAGGAAGAGGAGCCACACUGCCCCAGGAAAGGUUCAGAGGAAAGAAUGGGUGCAGGAUUCUGUCAGGAUUCGAACAGAGGAAGGACCAAGUUUGAAAAUCUUCCCAGAAAAGGACUACUUGGAGGAUUUUGAGCCCUAUGAAAGCGUAGACAUGGAGAGCUCCAGUCCACGCUCGCCUCAUAGUCCCUGCUCCCCGAGGGACUCCACCAAGGUGUCACGCUCCUUCAGCUCCCGGCAGGAGAUCCAAGGAAGCCAAGCUAACCAGGAGCACAAUGAGAAGGUGCUACUCAACCUUGAGGAAGUGAAGGUUCUGCGCAGGAGCCUUGAGGUCAGUAUGCGGCGAAGCAACCGCGGCUCAGCGGGGGAGGAGUCAGACGAAGAGUGGGUGGAGGAGCACAUUGAGAGGGAGGAGAGCACUGAGAGUCUGGACGAACUGGGGCUGCCUCUCUCGUCCUCCAAGUCCUCCUCCAGCCCUCGACCCAGCGCCUCCCAUGGCCAUCUCGACUCAGCAAACCUCAUUGUCCUGGACUUUGGGCCCACACCUAAAGGUCGUAAACUUGAACGCUCUCUGUCGGCAAAAAGGAAAGAAAGCAUUGACAGUUUUAUACCCAUCAAGCCUAUGAUGGUGAAGAGCAAGACCCUAGAUAGGCCACCUUCCACAGACACCUGGGACAAUCAGAGGUCAUGGAGUCUGGUGGAGAGGCCCCUGUCAGCUGCCAAAAAGGCUUCCAUGGAGGAUCAGGACCCAGAGGAGAUGGUGUGCAGGGUGCGCCAGGCUAUCCAGAGAGAGAACGAUCCGUUGCAGAGUUUCGACCUCUUCAGCCGCAACAUGGGCAGGGGACACCAGAUGAUGAAUGGCUUAGUGCGCCGCAACAGCCAUGACAAAGAUGAGAACAGUGUCACCAUGGCAAUGAACAGAAUAACACUCAUGGGACAGAGGCAACAACAGAAGCUGCUGAGAGCCUUGGAGAAACUUGAAGCAGGACCCAGCAGCAGCAUCGCUCAGAGUGUCAAAACAGACUCAAAGCAGCUGAUACGGCGUUCCUCUUCUGAAGUCACCCCUGCAUUGUAUGUUACCAUGGAGAUCUUGUCAAACUGGGGGAACGCUCUACAAGUCGGACUGACUGAGUUGCAGUUUUUCUGUCUCAGAAACAAGAAGCUUUACAUUUCACCUCACGACCUUGACAUCCGGAAUGCUGACUAUCCUGGAAAUCUGGGGGCACUUGUCAAUGGAAAGAUGAAGACCACCAAAGAGCGUCACAUGUGGACGUGUCUGUUCCACCCCCCUAUCCAGCUCUAUUUCAUCAUCAGGAACACAGAGCGCUGCCUUGACUUUGGGAUAUCGCGCAUCAAAAUUUGGAACUACAACAGAAACCUGAAUGAUCUUGACAUUGGUGCACGGCACAUAAAGCUGUAUCUAAACAGCACCUUAGUGUUUGAAGGCGAGCUGGAGAAGGGCUGUGGCAACCAAGUCUUUGACUACAGCACCACCAUAGACCUGAAAGAUUUCCAGGUUUCAGACUCUGUGUUUUCCAGUCCUGUAUCUUCAGGACACAGUUUACGGGGUGCCAGCCCCCAGCGCCAUGAGGACAGGAGGGGUGGGGAGGGCAACAGCACCCAAAGACACCCAAGUUCAAAUAGGAAGCCAUCAGAUGCAGCAAUUCAGGCUAUGAUAGGCAUGGACAUGCAGGAGAAAUCACACACGCCUCUACCACCAAUCACUCCCUUAUCCUCUGCUCGCUCACAUAGAAACUCUUUUGACCUGUCCAAGGAGCCCCUCUCCCCCCUCAGGCAGCAGAUGGAACAGCCUGCACCUAUGGAGCAGACCGUCACCACCCAGCCAUCCUCAACACGGGUGGCCCCUCAGUGGCUGCAGCCCCUUAACAGAGGAGCUCCUGAGGGUUGUGAGGCCAGCAGGGAGAGGCCCCGGUGGCUGGUACCCCAACACUCUGCAGAGCCCAAAUCUCCAACACCGUCGUCCUCUUCAAUGCUCCCGGAGCUGCCGUGCAACCCGGCGCGAGUGUGCAGGGGGGCAGAGAGGACAACAAACGGGGCUCAGUGGAAGGGGAACUCUCUGGACCUGAGCUGCGACCCGCUGGAAGACCUUGGAGAUCAAAAGCCUGAGAGGCCAGUCAGCGGACGCAGGAGCUCAUUUCGAAACACAGCAGCCAGUGCCAGGCUGACAGAGGAGCAGCAGCUUCGAGCUACUGGACUGACAAACCCAGAGGAGCCGAUGUCUCUAGUAAGCACUUGCAGGAGACAGAACACUGCUCGCUCUCAGCUGCACAGCCAACAGGAUGACUCCCUCAUGGAGUCCUGGGACUCUCUCACUAAGUUCAACCAAUGCCAGCGGGGACGCAUCUCCAACAUGGGCUUCGAAGGUGAUAUCUUUGACGAGUUCCUCCAGCGCCAGGGACGUGGUCCACCUACAGUCCCAUUAAACGCCUCCACAGCUCCCAGGAGCCCUCUUUCCUCUUUGAUGAAUCAGGGGGCCCUGUGUGAAAACCCUGAGGAUGAUCCAUCCAUGGAACGGGAGGAUGAGUUUGAGAUCCCUGUGCUGCCCCAGGGCCAAAGGCUGGUCAUCAACAUCUUCUCCACCUGGGGCGACCGCCACUAUGUCGGCCUCAAUGGGCUCGAAGUGUUCAGUUCCAGCGGGGAGCCUCUGCAGACUGCUCACAUCAGCGCUGACCCUCCAGACAUCAACAUCCUCCCUGCAUACGGCAAAGACCCCCGUGUGGUCACCAACUUGAUCAAUGGUGUGAACCGUACCCAGGAUGACAUGCACCUUUGGCUCGCACCGUUCACCCCUGGUCGAAACCACACCAUCUUCCUGGACUUCGGAGCUCCACACCAGGUGGCCAUGAUCCGAGUGUGGAACUACAACAAGUCACGCAUUCACUCCUUUAGGGGGGUGAAGGAGGUGGAAAUGCUGCUCGAUGGACGAUGUAUCUUCAGGGGAGAGAUCGCCAAGGCCUCUGGGACUCUGUCUGGAGGGCUGGACCAGUUUGGUGACACCAUCCUGUUCACCACGGAUGAUGACAUCCUGGAGGCCAUGUCUCGUUAUGAUGAAACCUUCCUCAGUGAAGGAGAGGGUCCUGAGGGCUUGGUGCAUGAGGAGGAGCUGCAGAGACCACGCACAGCUGACGGAGAGGGGGAGGAAAGACCUUUCACGCAGGCGGGUUUCAGAGAGGAAGACCUGCAACUGAAACUCCACCUCAACCCCUCUUUGAGCCAGUCUGAGGAAAACAUGGACCAUACUCCUGGGAUGUACACGGGAAAGUGCCUUAGACUAGAACUGGUGUUGACUUGGGGGGACUCUCACUACAUGGGCCUGACAGGCCUGGAGGUGGUGGGGAAGGAUGGAGAGAGCUUGCCUUUAGAUCUCAGUAUGAUGGCUGCCUCACCCAGGGACCUCAACGACCUGCCUGAUUAUGGACAUGACCUGAGAACACUUGAUAAACUUGUAGAUGGCCACAAUAUAACCACGGAUGACCAGCACAUGUGGCUGAUCCCUUUCUCCUAUGGAGAGCCCCACAUCCUAAACAUGAUGUUCAACAAGACCCAGACUAUCGCUGGACUCCGUAUCUGGAACUACAACAAAUCCCCUGAGGACUCUUACAGAGGGGUGAAGGUGGUCCACCUUUUCAUGGAUGACGUCCCCAUCUCCCCAGCCGAGGGCUUCCUGAUCAGGAAGGGACCAGGCAAUUGUCACUUUGACUUCGCUCAGGAGAUCCUCUUUCUAGAUUUCCUCCAGAAACCCUCCGACGACAAGGGGGCAGAGGACUAUCACAAAGGAGGCUCUAAGAAACAGGAGCAAGCCAGCAUGGACUACGAAGCUCCCAUCAUGCCUUGCGGAUUCAUUUUUCAGCUGCAGCUGUUAACGUCAUGGGGAGAUCCGUACUACAUCGGCCUCAACGGCCUUGAAUUUUAUGACCAACACCACGUGAAGAUCAGUCUCAGUGACAACAACAUCGCUGCGUUUCCAGACAGCGUGAAUGUGCUGGACAAUGUGAGCGGUGACGUGAGGACUCCAGAUAAAUUAAUAGAUGGGGUCAACAGCACCUAUGAUGGAAGGCAUAUGUGGUUAGCCCCAGUUCUUCCUGGACUGGUGAACCGUGUGUACGUCAUCUUUGAUCAGCCAGUUACAGUGUCCAUGAUCAAAUUAUGGAACUACUCAAAGACACCUCAAAGAGGAGUGAAGGAGUUUGGGCUGCUGGUAGAUGACCUCUUGGUGUAUAACGGUAUCCUGGACAGUGUGAGCCAUGUUGCGAGAGGAAUUCUACCCACCUGUGAUCCAGUGGUGCCAUAUCACACCAUCCUGUUCACUGACAAUGCUUACAUUGCACACAGGGAGAGGAACACUGUCAUCAGUAACUACGUGGAGGACCAGGAUGUAAAGAUGACCAAUGAGAAUCAGAUUGUCCAUCAUAACAAGAAGAAGCAGACAGCAGAUCCAGCUCUUCGGCCUAAAACCUGCAUGACUGAUGGUGGGAAACAUGGAAAAAGGAGGUACUAAAAGACAGAAACAUAAAGAAAGGAACUAUGACUGACCUUCUUGGCCUGCUUUUUGGUGGAUGAUGAGAAAACCUACCAGAAUUGAUCCAUAAUGGCAAAUUGUGGUCCUCCAAAGAGGAGGACAGGGCUCUCACAGAUAAGACUGGGCUUGCACACACACUCCUCUUUCACUUGCAAUGAAAUCACACCCACUCAGAUAUGUCAAUAAGUGGGAAUAUGUACUGUAUGAUUGCACCCAGUUGCUCCUCCCACAGUGCCAGGAUAGACCUGUGAGGCUGCUUUUAAUCAGCCUCAUUAUUGUGCCUAGUACUUCACACUAUAUCUGUGGCUGCUACUUGUGAAUUUGUGCUGCAUAUUUAAUGCUGCUUGUGACGUGCAAAUACUAAGACAAAAAGCUGUAAGGCCACAUAAUAACACUGUCACAUCUGGAUGUGACCUGAGCUACAUUUAUAUAAUGAAUUUAAUCCACUGAUGAGCCUAGAGGGUCCGCUCUAUGCCUAACUGGUAUGAUAACUAACUCACACACAGCCAGUGCACAAACAACCAAUACACAAUGCUAUGCAGACUCCGAUAUUAAUCACUAAUAUAUGUGUAUGGUUUUCAUCUUUAAGAGAUUUAUAUCAAUGGCUAAAGUAGUACUCUAAUAGUUCAAAGAAAAUCAGAACAUGAGUCAUUUUUUGUAUAUUUCAACUUGAACUAUAAAAGUAAAGGUUCUAACCACACACCGAAUUCUUACACUUAUAUUUGGCUUCAUGAGAUUAGGUCGGCAUUCAUUUUUUCUGCUCUUUAGCUUUUAAAAUCAAACUUGUUUGCAAUCCAAGUGACCUUUAUUGAAGUGCUAUAUAUAAGGUAGUUUUGGAGGCAAACACUUCUUGAACCAGUAAAAGCAGUUUCACUCUUUUGGCUGGGAAUAUAAAAAAAAUCCUGCUUUGAUGUUGAGUAAAUUCAGCAACAAGCGAACUUCUUAUAUGCAAAUACUAUAACCUUACCUCAAAUUAAGAAUGAUCUUUAAAAAGGGAUUUAUCUAGUUCUACCUUCACUAUAAUACUCUGUGUUAUAUAAUAUACUUGGUUCAAUAUCCCCUGUACUGACUUGUUGCAUGAAAGUUCCCUCAGAAGUAGCUGCUGUUAUUAUCCUUUAAUAUUUUGUUGGAGGAGUUUUUUACCGCUGCUUCGUUGAGCCCUGAUAUAAACUAUUUCAUACUCCUUACUUAUGAUGGGAGUUACAUGUAAAUAAAAUGCAGUUUUAUGUAUUUAAUUUCAGUGCGUCGCAUGGCAACAAUACUCAUCACCCUGGUGGUGGCUAUUUUUGUACGAGCGACAUGAAGUGUUUUGAAAUAUUUAAUUAUUUUUCUAAUCUUGAUUACAUAUGUAUAUUUGAUGUAGGUUAUUUGAAUGAAUAAAUUUAAAAAUGUA